Coregonus clupeaformis (lake whitefish) is the source of this 2550-nucleotide messenger RNA. RefSeq lists its product as uncharacterized. The transcript is spliced from 4 exons. NCBI's taxonomy places the organism in Eukaryota, Metazoa, Chordata, Actinopteri, Salmoniformes, Salmonidae. Bases 1381 to 2550 code for a protein of 389 amino acids. The record is from RefSeq and is a predicted model, not a curated record.
GGACGAGGCUGUUGCCAUCCCAUCUCAGUCACAGGAGGCUGCAGUGGUGACCUUCACUACCGUGACCCACAAGGAUGAAACUUCCCAGACCAGCCUCACCCUCAGCAGGGGAAAGAGAAGCUACCCAGACCUACACACCUUUGUGCAGGACAUGCAGGACGACCAUUGGAAUCUGCUGAGUGAGAAUAUGCGUGCCGGGGUGAGUUAUAGUCACCUCUAAAGUAGUUAAUGUUGGUAAAAUGGACCAAACAUUCAUUUGUGGAAAUCCUGCAGGACCUUUAAUCCUGAACCACUGCUUUAAUUGACUAGCUUGAGUAAAUGGUUCUACGUUUUAUAUCAGUGCAGCCCCUUUAACAAACUAACUCUGUAUGGUCUUUUAACAUUGCAGAUGAGCAGACAUGAGUUUAGUGCCAAGUGCAUAGAUAUUGUAGCAUGGGUGAUGGAGUCUACAUCCACUGUGGUUGUUCCCGCCCUUGACCUCACCAUGCAGAUAGAGCUCUCUGAUUCGCCAAGCUCUUCUGGAUCAGGAAGUAAUGAGGCAGGAGAGGUGACCUCUCUUGGCCGCAGCGUCAGAUUCAGCUGUAGUGGAGGAGCCAGCAGGUGCACCAGCGCCAGAACCGCCUACAGCACACGCACUCCCACGCCUUUCCCCUCCUCUCACAGGUCCAUGACCUCUUUGCUGAGUGAGAACGAAGAGCGAUAUGUCUCCUCACCUGAGGGUGGCGAUAGAGAGAUGAGACACAGACCACACUCAGCACCACUGAGAUCUGUGUUUGGCAUCUCUGAGGACUCUGUCUUCGACAUGGUCCAGAGCGGCCAGUCGCAGGGUGACAUCGUACCGCCGCCCAAACGGAGUAGACAUGAGAAAUACAGACCUAGCAAAAUGUCAACGGACGGCAAGUUUAUGAUGGGUAUUGUCGAGUUGGUUAUAAACCUUCUCAACUCCAGAUUGGCUGAGCUAAUGCGAAGUGUCAGUCAGGGAACUCUAGUUCUGCUGACUGGAAGUAUCUCAGCAAGUCAACAGUUUGCCCAAGAGAUGCUAAGCAUGGCGACUUCUAAGAUGUAUUCCCAUGCCAUAGAGCAUAUUGCGCUCGGCCACAAGUCUCCCCUUGAGAUAGAGACGGAGCUUGAGGCCAUCUUGGGUCCUCUGGCUGGACAGGUCAUAGUCAUCAUCAUAGAUAGCAUCAUCAAGGCUAAAGCCAACGGAGGAAAUGAGGGGAGAGCGACCAGCCCCUUGACCUAUUUUCUAACUGCCAUUUCGGCAGAAAUACAAAGCCUAGUGGUUCACAGAUCGGCUAGCAGACCAUCCACCAGACUGUCCAACAACAACCACUGCUGAACAUUUCCAAGUCAAAGGUCUUAAGAUCAGUUCUGCUCAAAAUGGCAGAGCUCUUUGGCCAAGGUCCAAGUGAAACCUGUCUAGUUCCACUAGUCCAGAGUCAGUCCAACAACUCCAUUUGCGACUGGACUGUGAAUGCAGGCACCAUUCAUCCAAGUACAUUUCUGUCCGACAACAGAGUGACAGAAGUGUCAUCCGAUGUUGUGGAUCUUGUACUUGAGGUUUUUUGGAUAACAGGAUUUUUGGAUAACAGGAACCCGUCAAGGCCACAGAGUGCCUGCUCCCACAACUCAGCUAGUGGAGCAAUAGAUAUGAGAGCUUUUGCUGGGGACUUGGUCAGACAGGUGUCUGUCAAACUCAUCCCAUUUGUCUCUGAGAGUCAACUCUCCACCAUGUCCAUGACAGAUCUGUCAUCAUCUUUUUCUGACUCCACCUUGAAGCAGUUGUGUUCUCGCUCUGUUGUUGCUCUGGCAACUGCCUGUCAAGCAAUCAAAACAGAGCUCGAGAACCAGAGACCUACCAACCUGGCAGCCAGAGACCUACUAUCGUCUCUGGUAGAGACCAUUGAGGACAUGGAUAUCUCUGACAUCCUCCAGGGCCCGUCGGCCAUUUUGGAGGAGGCUGCUGUGAUAAAGCACCCAGAGAUGUCCACCUCGACAAUAUACAGAUCUCUGCUUCUCGACUCAUCUCUCGCCUCCUCUAAGAUGGUCACUGAGAGCAUUAUCUUCAACAACCCAUGCCCAUCAGAGGAGAAUGUGAGUAUUCAGAAGGAGCUCCCUGCUGAUAAAGUUGACAUCCUCCAUGGUCAACCAGUGGAGGAGUAUAUUGUCAAAGCUGAGCAAUGCAUCACUCAGGUCAUUCAGGAUGCAGCUGUGACAUAUACUGCUGCGCUGGAUAAAACCGACACUUGUGGGAAACUGUCGGAAAUCCUAUCUGUCCAUGUUUCCUCAGAGAAUAUUGAGGAGGCAUCCUCUGAUCUCUUUGGUGGAAUUAUUUCCGACCUGCAUGAGGUAUCUGAGGUCAAUAAGGCCUCCAUGCGUACGAAAUCAGGUCGCAAAAUGUUCUGGGUGGAAGUGAGUUCAGGUUCCCAGAAGAUUUAUACCAAAACCCUGGACAAACUAAGGAAGCUGUUCACCUCCCACCAUCUCACUGAGGGAAAAAAAUACUCCUGUGCAAAUCGAGCUUUCUGCAACUGGACUACUUGUAACUGA